CUUUCUCUCGCACGAUUAGCCGGCAAAGAGCAUUGGUGGUAUUAUGAAAUGACAACAAACGAAUCGAGAUUUAGUUUCAUAGCAUUUAUCAUGUCGUCGAAACCGAUUCUCUAUGGAACGUAUUCCAGUCCCACGGUUAACGGUGUUCUAAUGAUUUUGAAGGCCCUAAAUGUGGACUUUGAAUUUCGUGAAGUUAGACCAUUGAAAAAGGAAAAUCAAACGGAGGAUUUUCUAAAGAAAAAUCCCACAGCCACAAUACCAACACUGGAAACUGAAGACCAUAAAUUUAUUGGAGACUCCCAUGCCAUUGCCGUUUACAUAGCGGAACGUUAUGGCAAAGAUGAUUCACUGUACCCCAAGGACCCAUAUAAACGAGCCAAAGUCCAUCAGCUGCAACAUUUCUGCAAUAGCAUUCUCUUUACGUCAUGUGUCAAAGCGGCCUAUGCUCCCGUCUUUGCUCGUCAAACAAAUACCAUCCCCGAAGAGAUCUAUAAACGAAUUGAAGAAGCAUUCCGAAUGUUGGAACGAUUUUUGGAACAAAACAGAUGGGUGGCCUGUGAACGCCUAACAAUUGCCGAUUUCAAUUGCAUUACCUCUGUGGCGAGUUUGUAUUCACUGCGGCCAUUUACUGAGAAGACCCAUCCUCGUCUGUACGAUUGGUUUCAACGCAUGAUGGCCAUGCCCAUUGUUGUGGAGACAUUGUCGAGUGAUGCCAUGACCGCCUCCAAACGUUUCUUACAAAAGCAGUUGUCACAUUUGUAAUGUCGGAAUAAUAUCUUGGUCAAACUAAUA
Musca domestica (house fly) is the source of this 792-nucleotide messenger RNA. Its product is annotated as glutathione S-transferase 1-like. The record is from RefSeq and is a predicted model, not a curated record. NCBI's taxonomy places the organism in Eukaryota, Metazoa, Arthropoda, Insecta, Diptera, Muscidae. The transcript has a single exon. Gene Ontology annotation, biological process: glutathione metabolic process. Gene Ontology annotation, molecular function: glutathione transferase activity. Bases 49 to 762 code for a protein of 237 amino acids.